CAGGAAAUCUCAUGCACUGAAAACAGAAUCAUUAAGUAUCAAAAGAAUUUAUUAUAAUAGAACAAACUGAAGGACGAAAAACGUAAUUUCGGAAAAUAUUGAAAACCGGUUACAUUUAUUCAUUCGACGAUACUCAAGAUCAUAUCAGUCAAGUUGAUUACAUAUAGUUAUCAAAGAAUCGUCAAAGCUGUUUGUUGUUUAUUAUCAUAUAUAUAUUUUUUAACCAGUGAAAAAUGGAUUUUAGAGAACUCGUCUCUGAAUUCAACAGAGCUGAUAAAUCGUUUAAUUUGUAUAUGUUAUGUUCUUCUUUGCUUAUUUUAAAAAUUAUGGUAUUAAUCGUUUUCACUAUUCUCACAAGAAUGAGAAACAAAGUAUUCAUAAGUGAAGAAGAUGCAAAAUUUUUCAAGGGCGAAGUAAAAAUUAAUGAUGACGUAGAACGCAUAAGAAGAGCUGUCCAGAACGAUUUGGAAAACAUAUUGCCGUUCUUAUUAAUUGCUUAUUUGUACUUGUAUACAAAUCCUCCAUCUUGGUUAGUUCACUUAUUAUUUAUCACUUUCGUUGUGGUAAGAAUUUUGCACAGUAUAGUAUAUGCAGUAUUUGUUCUCCCUCAGCCUACAAGAGCAGUUUUAUGGGCUAUUGGUUUUGGUAUUACUCUUCUCAUGACUUGCAUUAUAUUCUUUAAAUCAUUACAAGCUUCAUUUAAUAAUUGAUUUGGACUUAAUAAUUGUACAAUUAUUAUAAGUGUGUAAGACUGAUUGCCGAGACCUAAUUUGAAGAAUUUGCGAUUUUGGUUAUUGAACUGGAUUUUCUCAGAUUUAAAUGUUGAAAAAAUCAAUAAUUCAGUUUUAUUACGAAAAGGAAUUUAUAAUUGAUGAAAAUAAUGUUUGAGAAGCAUGUAAAAACUUGUACAGUUGAUAAAAGCAAAACUAAUGAAUUGAAAAAAAGUCUGUUAUUUCUUUUACAAUUUUUACAGUUCACUUAAUCUAAGACUUUUGAAAUAUACAUCUUGUUUGGACUUAUAACAGGACAAGAUAGUUUCAACACCAGUUAAAAUAAUUUAGAGUUUUUAUCAAACUAAUCAAUUUUCAGAUAAUAUAAUUACAAAAUAAGAAUUAUGAAAUAUAUCAGAGGUAGGUUGUUGAAAUUCUGGACAUUGAAAAAUAUUUAGUUAAAUGAAAAUACAUUAGUACCUAUUAUAAAAAGUGCCAAAUUGGAUGGAACUUAAUGGCCCUUUUUAUUGAUUCCUUAAACAAAAUAUUGAGAGUUGAUUUUCAAAUAAUUAAAAUAACAUAUCCCUUAUAAGAAAUAAAGUUUCAAACAUUGAU
This is a messenger RNA of Harmonia axyridis, 1325 nucleotides long. Its product is annotated as microsomal glutathione S-transferase 1-like. The coding region runs from base 234 to 710 and encodes 158 amino acids. The transcript has 3 exons. The record is from RefSeq and is a predicted model, not a curated record. NCBI's taxonomy places the organism in Eukaryota, Metazoa, Arthropoda, Insecta, Coleoptera, Coccinellidae. Gene Ontology annotation, cellular component: membrane.